AUGCGGCCAAAACCUUUCCUUAUCACGGAGUCAUGUCGCUCUUUCGCGCUCGCGAAGCUCAUAGCAGCGCUCGCCGCGCUGCUCGCCCCGUCAGCCACCGCGUUGAAACUCGGCCCGUACGUCCCGCCGUCGGACCCUACGACCACUCGAGGCCCGUGCCCAGGCUUCAACACGAUGGCGAACCACGGCGUCUUUCCGCGCGACGGCUCCGCCAUUCCGCGCGACCGCAUCGUCGCCGCCUUUAGCAAGUUCUACUCCUUCUCCCCGACCAUGUCGAACGCCAUUCUCGAUUCCGCCUUCGCGAAAGGCGUGGGGGACCCCGCGGCGCAGACAAUUAACCUCGUGCAGCUCCGCGCGCACAACAAGAUCGAGCACGACGUGUCGCUCGUCCGCGAUGAUUCCUACCUCGGUAACAACUACCUCGUUAACGUAACGCUCUUCAACGAAAUGCUCGGCUUCUCCGCGACGAAGAAAUUCAUCACUCUCGGCGAGAUUGGCCGCUUCCGCAAGCACCGCUUUGCCUUUUGCAAGAAGAACAAUCCCGAGAUCAGUUUCGACUCGAAUCGCCAAGAUGUGGCGCUCUCCGAAGCGGCGGCGCUGGCAGGGGUGUUCGGCGGGAGGGUCCGCGCUUACGCUAUUCCGAUUAACUACCUCAAGUCGUUUCUCCGUGACGAACGCUAUCCCAACGGCUUCAAGCCGCCGGUUGUUCCGCUGACCUUCCCUGAGCUGCUCGCCGUGUCAGCGCAUAUCAAGCUCGCCGCGUCCUUGGCUUAG
This is a messenger RNA of Closterium sp. NIES-65, 774 nucleotides long. The record is from the annotation of a GenBank genome assembly. NCBI's taxonomy places the organism in Eukaryota, Viridiplantae, Streptophyta, Zygnematophyceae, Desmidiales, Closteriaceae.